Molecule: messenger RNA, 1537 nt
Organism: Lontra canadensis (Northern American river otter)
Lineage: Eukaryota; Metazoa; Chordata; Mammalia; Carnivora; Mustelidae
Gene: PLA2G7
Product: phospholipase A2 group VII
Exons: 13
Coding region: 158-1483 (441 amino acids)
Molecular function (GO): 1-alkyl-2-acetylglycerophosphocholine esterase activity
Source: RefSeq, a predicted model, not a curated record
CGCCGCGCGCCCGCCGGGACUGCGGCUGGCAGAGGCCCGCAGCGCUGGCGGCGAGCAGCAGUCGGGGUCCGCACGCUCCGGUGGGGGCCCUGGUUCCUGCAAGCAGCUCACCGCAGCACCCCGAAAGUUAAGCUGAAACCGCUGCUCAGCUUCCAAGAUGUUACCACCCAAAGUGCAUGCGCUUUUCUGCCUCUGCAGCUGCCUCGCACUGGUCCAUCCUAUUGACUGGCAAGACCUAAAUCCUGUUGCCCAAAUUAGAUCAUCAGCAUGGGCCAAUAAAAUACAAGCUCUGAUGGCUGCUGCAAGCAUUGGCCAAUCUAAAAUCCCCAAAGGAAAUGGAUCUUACUCUGUUGGUUGUACAGACUUGAUGUUUGAUUAUACUAAGAAGGGUACCUUCUUGCGUUUGUAUUACCCAUCCCAAGAGGAGGACCCCCACUCUGACACCCUUUGGAUCCCAAACAAAGAAUAUUUUUUUGGUCUUAGUAAAUAUCUUGGAACACAUUGGCUUAUGGGCAAAAUACUAAGCUUAUUUUUUGGUUCAAUGACAACUCCCACAGACUGGAACUCCCCUCUGAGGACUGGGGAAAAAUAUCCACUAAUUGUUUUUUCUCAUGGUCUUGGAGCAUUCCGAACAAUUUAUUCUGCUAUUGGCAUUGAUCUGGCAUCCCAUGGGUUCAUAGUUGCUGCUGUAGAACACAGAGAUGGAUCGGCCUCCGCGACUUACUAUUUCCAAGACCAGUCUGCUGCAGAAAUAGGAAACAAGUCUUGGCUCUAUCUCCAAAGCCUCAAAACAGAGGAGGAGGAGAUGUCUGUACGAAGUGAGCAGGUACAGAAAAGAGCAAAGGAGUGUUCUCAAGCUCUUGAUUUGAUUCUGGACAUUGAUCGUGGAAGGCCAGUGAAGAAUGUCUUAGAUUUAGAAUUUGAUGUGGAGCAAUUGAAGGACUCUAUCGACAGGGAUAAAAUAGCAGUAAUUGGACACUCUUUUGGUGGAGCCACCGUUGUUCAGACUCUUAGUGAAGACCAGAGAUUCAGAUGUGGUAUUGCCCUGGAUGCUUGGGUGACUCCGCUGGAUGAUGAAAUAUUUUCCAGAAUUCCUCAGCCCCUCUUUUUUAUCAACUCGGAACGGUUCCAAUAUCCUGCUAAUAUUGAAAAAAUGGAAAAGUGCUACUUACCCGGCAAAGAAAGAAAAAUGAUUACAAUCAGGGGUUCAGUCCAUCAAAAUUUUGCUGAUUUCACAUUUGCAACUGGCAAAAUAAUUGGACACAUAUUCACCUUAAAAGGAGAUAUAGAUUCAAAUGUAGCACUUGGUCUUAGCAACAAAGCUUCAUUAGCAUUUUUACAAAAGCACUUAGGACUGCAGAAAGAUUUUGAUCAGUGGGAUUCUUUGAUUGAAGGAAAAGAUGCUAAUCUUAUUCCAGGGACCAACAUUAACAUAACAAGCCACGAUGUCAGUCUACAGAACCUUACAGAAACAGAGCAAUAGCAUUUAGAUUAAAGGCACUUUUUUAAAAGUCUUGUUUAAAAACAGUCUAAAAGU